Rubroshorea leprosula is the source of this 1325-nucleotide messenger RNA. Lineage: Eukaryota; Viridiplantae; Streptophyta; Magnoliopsida; Malvales; Dipterocarpaceae. The record is from the annotation of a GenBank genome assembly.
UUUCCUAGGUUGCUUCACCUUAUUGCAACAACAAAGUCUUUGUUCACCAUUGGGACAUUGGAUUGUGAUUUGCCCUCAGAGUUCCUGUCUAUCAGUAUCUCUUGAGUUUACAUCCUAACAUAACUGUGUUGAUUUCACAUGACAAAGACAUGAACUAAUAAGAGGGAUUGCAAAAAGAGUUGCAGAGUGCAUGACAGCAAGCCCAUUCCACACACAAUCUGUUCAUACGAGUGCCAAAAUCGGCAGAAAGUAUAGGGCUCUUCUUGAGGUUUAAGCAUGUGGCUCAUUGUAGCAACCAUCGGCAAUGCUAGUUGCCUAGUUUCAGUUGAAGUACUUCACUUCUUCUUGGUAGGGUUUGGCUUCUACAGACAACCAACAAUUUGCUGCCUGAUCAUGUAACGGUUUAGACUCCUUAGCCCAUCAGCUCAUUCUUGCACAGCACUGGAACCUCUCUAACCAAUAGUCUGGGGACCAAACUCAAAGCCAUGAGACCCUAUGCAGAUAAUCAAAUAUAAUGGAGAAAAAGACUAUUUGAAGGAAAGAUAAACUCACGGGAUUUCCAAUGCAUCCCACUGGGAUGCAGAGUCUUGAUUAUCGUGCUAGUUGUUUGGGUUUCAGACUUUCAGUGCUUGCUGGAUGGAGAUAGGUUUGCCACCUCCUGCCAUAAACCAUCAAGCAGCAUCUGCAGAUUUUUGUCACUAAAGGAAAUAUUAAGCCUUCAAGACGGUAUGGUUUUAUUUUUCUUAUACUCAAUUUUAUUACCCCAAAACAAACCCUUUCUAAAAUUCUGUUUGGUUAGCAAGUGUGGGUAAUACCAAAACUUGCUUUAUACUUACAGAAAGAAUGUUCUAAGCAUGUAAACACCGAGUACAAUGUACUUAGAUGUAAGAAAGAUGAGUCACUUCCUAGUAUUUGGAAAAUGUUUGUUGUCUAGAAUGCUAGAAUUAGAUUCACUAAUAUCUGGAAAUUUUUGGUUUGUCUGGAACUCUCUCUCUUUCUCCCUCAUGAGAUUGUUCAAAUUAAAUACCCAUCAUGUGUUCCACGGUUAGUUCUAGUUAGUAGCUUGCUGUUGUUGCAAGUUCUUCAAAUUCAAACCUUUCAUUUUCCAUAGGGAUACAGAAUCUUAUGCAGGAGAGAAAAAAUGAAAUUUAAAUUUACAUGCCUAUCAGUUUGUUUUGCCUGAUAAAUCCUAAUAACUUGUCACUGGUUUUGUGUAUGUAAUAAUAUGAUUGAUGAAUUAUAAUAGAUUGCCACUAGCUGUUCACAUCUACGUGGUAAAAUGUCUUCAAAAACUAGAAAAAAUAGAAGAAAGAUGUGUUGCUAAU